CAGGCAGCCGGAGCGGCCUCCAUUCCUCCCCUCCUCCCUCCUCCUCUGCCUCACCUCCGGGCUCCCCUUCCUCCGGCGACGCCAUCGACCGGCAUGUCGCCCGCGCUCUCCGCCUGCCCCGCGCCCCUGCUCCUCCCUUCCCCCUCGACGAAGCCCCGCCGUGGACCGCCCCAACCGUCGACCCGGCCACCGGCGCCGCUGGCAGUAAGAUGUAGAUUGCCAUGGUUGAGACCAAUACGUCACAAUGUUAGAGUGCAAACAUCCAAUGUAAAUGUAGGAGCUGGAAGCUAUGAAGGAGGUGAAGCAGGUAACCAUGGGGAACAUUUGGAUAGUUCCACUACCAGCAAUUCAAACAAACCAACAAAACUACCUUCAGGAUCUCGUUACCCACAAUCCAUUGCAGCUGGGAUACUUCUAUGUGCCGUGGCAUCUGCUUUUAUUGUUUUCUUCAAAGGACAGCCAUCUGCAGUUGUAGCAAUGCUUGCAAAGUCAGGUUUCACUGCAGCAUUUACACUAAUUUUUGUAUCAGAGAUUGGGGAUAAGACAUUUUUCAUCGCUGCACUUCUUGCUAUGCAAUAUCAGAGAGCAUUGGUUUUACUUGGGUCAAUGGCUGCUCUUUCCCUGAUGACCAUCGUGAGUGUUAUAAUUGGAAGGAUUUUCCAGUCUGUGCCAGCACAAUUUCAAACAACGUUACCUAUAGGAGAGUAUGCAGCAAUUGCCCUCCUGGCAUUUUUUGGUUUCAAGUCAAUAAAAGAUGCAUGGCAACUUCCAGAUAAUACAAAUGGAAAUCUUCAGGGAAACUCUGAAUCUGGGGAAUUGGCUGAGGCCGAGGAGCUUGUCAAGGAGAAGGUGUCAAAAAAGUUAACCAGUCCUCUUGAGGUCCUUUGGAAGUCUUUCAGCCUUGUUUUUUUUGCAGAGUGGGGAGAUCGCUCUAUGCUAGCUACAAUUGCGUUAGGUGCUGCUCAGUCUCCUUUUGGCGUCGCCAGCGGAGCCAUAGCUGGACAUUUGGUUGCAACAUCCCUUGCAAUUGUUGGGGGAGCAUUCUUGGCCAACUACCUAUCUGAGAAGCUGGUUGGCCUGAUAGGAGGAGUACUUUUUUUGCUCUUUGCUGCUGCCACAUUUUUUGGUGUAUUCUAAUAAUCUCUGAAGAAUCUGUAGCGAAUUAUAGAUUUUACAGGCCAAUUUGGCCCUGUUUUGAGGUUUUGAGGGGCAAAACUUGGUCUAGCCCUGGUUGUAUGUAACUAGGCACUCUCAGGGCAUGAUUUUUCACGUGCAUACUUUCUAUCAUGUUGAUUUUGAGAACCAUUCAAUGUAAGUAAUAUAUGACCAUUUGGACUGUUAACAUACUAGCAUGGCAUUUAAUAAAUUGAUUAGAUAUGUUUAAGUGACAACUAUUGUUUUAUCUUUGAACUUCGCAUACAUAAAGGAUUAUAA
This is a messenger RNA of Oryza brachyantha (malo sina), 1434 nucleotides long. Its product is annotated as GDT1-like protein 2, chloroplastic. Gene Ontology annotation, molecular function: manganese ion transmembrane transporter activity; calcium ion transmembrane transporter activity. Gene Ontology annotation, cellular component: Golgi apparatus; chloroplast. The record is from RefSeq and is a predicted model, not a curated record. Gene Ontology annotation, biological process: Golgi calcium ion transport; calcium ion transmembrane transport; Golgi calcium ion homeostasis. NCBI's taxonomy places the organism in Eukaryota, Viridiplantae, Streptophyta, Magnoliopsida, Poales, Poaceae. Bases 94 to 1137 code for a protein of 347 amino acids. The transcript is spliced from 10 exons.